ACUGAGCCGCGCUGGGUGCACCAGCGAAGGAGGCCCUUGUCCUCCCCUCCCCCUCCUGCCCCCUCUUCCGGGCGGUGGAAACCGCUAGGCAUUAGGCAGGCUCGCCUCCAACCUGAAGGAGACUUGGGGUGUCAGGAAGACACCGCCGCCACGUGACGAGCGAAGGGGAACACCAUGCAGGAUCCAAAUGAAGAUACAGAAUGGAAUGAAAUUUUAAGAGAUUUUGGCAUUCUUCCUCCAAAAGAAGAGCCAAAAGAUGAAAUUGAAGAAAUGGUUUUACGUUUACAAAAAGAAGCAAUGGUUAAGCCUUAUGAAAAGAUGACUCUUGCACAGUUGAAGGAAGCUGAAGAUGAAUUUGAUGAAGAAGAUAUGAGAGCUAUUGAAAUAUAUAGAGAAAAGCGGUUACAGGAAUGGAAAGCUCUUAAGAUAAAACAAAAAUUUGGGGAAUUAAGAGAAAUUUCUGGAAAUCAGUAUGUGAAUGAAGUCACAAAUGCAGAAAAAGAUGUGUCAGUUAUAAUUCAUUUAUACAGAUCAAGCAUCCCAAUGUGUUUGUUGGUUAACCAGCAUCUUAGUCUUCUAGCAAGAAAGUUUCCAGAAACUAAAUUUGUUAAAGCCAUCGUGAAUAGUUGUAUUCAACACUACCAUGACAAUUGUUUACCAACAAUUUUUGUUUAUAAAAACGGUCAGAUAGAAGGCAAAUUCAUUGGAAUUAUAGAAUGUGGAGGGAUAAAUCUCAAGCUGGAAGAACUUGAAUGGAAACUAGCAGAAGUUGGAGCGAUACAGACUGAUUUAGAAGAAAACCCCAAAAAAGGCAUUGUAGAUAUGAUGGUAUCUUCAAUUAGAAACACUUCUCUUUAUGAUGACACUAACAGUUCAAGCAGUGAUAAUGAUGAUACCAAAUAGAAAUAUUUAAUAAAUAGCUUCAAAGUAUUUA
Molecule: messenger RNA, 934 nt
Organism: Acinonyx jubatus (cheetah)
Lineage: Eukaryota; Metazoa; Chordata; Mammalia; Carnivora; Felidae
Gene: PDCL2
Product: phosducin like 2
Exons: 6
Coding region: 175-903 (242 amino acids)
Biological process (GO): protein folding
Cellular component (GO): cytoplasm
Source: RefSeq, a predicted model, not a curated record